Pomacea canaliculata is the source of this 3625-nucleotide messenger RNA. RefSeq names its product rho guanine nucleotide exchange factor 39-like. Gene Ontology annotation, cellular component: cytoplasm. Gene Ontology annotation, molecular function: guanyl-nucleotide exchange factor activity. Lineage: Eukaryota; Metazoa; Mollusca; Gastropoda; Architaenioglossa; Ampullariidae. The record is from RefSeq and is a predicted model, not a curated record.
CCAAACAGAGGCAAAUUUGAAUGUGUGUUCAUUGAUCGGCUGCAAAUACUGACAAUACUCCACAGAAUCAAUGUGCGGUAGACCUGACAUCAUUUAGAUGGAAUGAUUUCAAGCAGCAACUGAGUAUUCAUCAGCAGCAAACAACAUGUCUGCAAGAAGAAGGCUCAAAGAGUUGACAGGACCAGAAGAUUUUGAAGAUGGUGUCUUAUUUGCUGACAGCCCAGCUGAGAAAGCAGUCCAAGAAAACUCAAAGCGAGAACGAAGGCGUCGUAAAAUCAUCAAAGAACUUUUUGAAACAGAGAAGGCAUAUCUGAAUCAUCUGGAUGUUAUUCACAAAUUUUUCUACUUCCCCCUGCAGUUCAACUGCAUUAUUCCAGAAGAUGCCCAUUCACACUUGUUUAGCAAUAUUGAGCAAAUCAGAGAUGUCAACCGCACCCUGCUGGAACUGAUGGAGCAAAGCACAGUGGGUCAGGCUUUUCGUCACCUGGGCCCAUUCCUCAAAUUGUAUGCAACAUAUGCCAACAACCACGAGCAGGCUUUAGCUGUACUACAGGAAUGGACACAGAAAAAGCCAGAAUUUGUAGAGUUCAUUGCAAAACAAGAAUCACGACCUGAAAUAAUGGGACUGAGGAUAAAUGCGCUGCUUAUCACGCCUGUGCAACGAAUACCCAGAUACAAGCUGCUUCUCGAGGACCUUCUGGAACAUACUCCAAUUGAUCACCAUGACUAUCUACAACUGAAAGAGGCCACACAACAAAUUGGAGAAAUUGCAAUGUACAUCAAUGAACACAUUAGACAGCAUGAGAAUUUUCAAAAGAUGUUGGCCAUACAGAAAUGUUUUGACAGCUCUGCUCCCAAGAUACUGCAGCCUGGACGUUUGUUUCUAAAAGAAGGGCAACUGAAAAAGGUUGCCCGCAAAGGAGGAAAAUACCAUGAAAGAAUGUUUUUCCUUUUCAAUGACAUGUUGUUAUAUGGAAAGCCAAAACUGCUGGACAGUGGUGGCAAAAGCUACAUCUGUUGUUGUGUCCUUCCAAUUAAACACUGUCGUCUUGAGGUGUUUGUAACAAAUAUCAAACAGUCAAGUGACAGCGGUGGAGGUGUAUUCAAGGUUACCUGUAAGGAAGAAAGUUUGGUGCUAUUUUCGGAAGACACAGGUGUGGCACAGUCUUGGAGUGAUGCCAUCGAAAAGGCCAUCCGACAAGCCAAUGCUGACAGGCAGACACUAAGAAAACCCAGCAGUAACAAGAUACCUCUACGGGGACGUUCAUUACGUAAACACCGACAGCAACAAAAGAAAUCGAAUGUGGAGAUGACACCUGUAAACCAUCAUGUGCCAAGCAGACAAGACGAGAGCAAAGACUGCUGCUCCCCACACCUGCGCCAGCGCUUACAACCCUUUCAAGCUCGUCUCCAAAACAUUUACAGUAAUUUUCCAGCUGCUUGCGCUUCUCCUCCAAAGCCAAAAGUGAACCGCUCAUCUGUCAUUUCAGAAGGAUCAGAGACUACUGCCAAUCUUAGCUCUAGAGUGUCAGAAAACAGCCAGUCCAACUUGGUGCACAUAGAAGAUGGCAACACCUUUGAUGUUUAUGCAACGCAUCAGGAUUUGGACAGUAUGGCUGGGGAUUUUUCACCUAAGAUCAAUGGUGUCAAUGCAUCUCUUGGUUCAACAAUGUCUACCGCAACAGGAGUAGAGAUCUACUACCCUCAUGGAAGCGUUUUGUCAUUAAACACAACACAGCCACGAGUGUCCGUGAGGUCUAAACUCAAAUCAUAUCUGAGGAAACCAUUUACCAGACGUCAGAGAGCACAUCAGCAGACAAACAACCACUGUUCACCACCGCCACAGAGAAACAAACCACAAUCUCGACAGAAUAGAUGAAGUUUUCUGAUUUUAAAAAAGAAUUUUACUUCGGACAUUACUGGCAUUAGCUGUAAAAAAAAUAUCUUUAUUUUUAUAAAACUGGGGAGAGGAUGAUAAAUGAUAGCCCAGUGUGCAACAUGAAUAUGUUUUCAAAUAAGAAUAAUUUGAUUGCUGUGAUGAUAAUUUUGGGGCUCUUCUUCUUUAAAAUGUAUUUAAUUUUUCGUGUUCUAGUUAAUCAGGCUAAAACAACAUAAUUUCCAUCACUGUUAUUGAUGUCUCAAAUUUUGUCAUGAAGAAUUAAUAUUUUGCUUGGAAUGCAUCAGUUCCUGCAGCAAAUUUGUUGAGCUGCUGAAAUUGUAUUUUUAACGUAUUCUUAUUACUGUGGAAUUUUUGCAAUGUGUAAUCUUUGGAUUGUUUUUUAAUUAUAGUCAUAAUCCGUAUUUGUUGAGUGUCAAACCUCAUCUAUUCUUUACUUCAUGUUGCAUCUUUUUCAACUUUCCUCAAAAAUCCUUCAGUUCUGGCAUUUAGCAGACAUUGCAUUUUGCUGUCAAUCUUCUUCGGAAAACCUACAACAAAAGUAGACAUGAGAACAGAUUAAUGUCCUUUGACCUCGUUAACUUAACUAAUUUCUGUGUGUCCUUUUUUUUUUAAGCCUGUAAGUGUCAGUGUGAAUAACUUUAAUUUUCAUUAUGCCUAACACAACUUUUUUUAUUAACAUUUGAUUUAUUUUUUAAUUUUGUGAAAUAAGACUGUUUAUUUUUUUUUUGUUCUUUACUGAUUUCAGGGUUUGUUUUGUAUUUUGUUGUUGUUGUUGUUGUUUUUUUUUUAAGAACCACAUGGUAUUGCCCAAAGCUGUGCAGAUAUGUACAUAGGUCUGUAUGAGCGUCCAUGGAUGCAUAUUUGUGUUCUUUUUUUAACAUGUAAAUGCAGUCAUUUUAAUUGUCUUUCAUAUUCUAUGAAAUGUGCUGGAAUCAACUACAUUUUAAUAGCUUCAUUUGUUGCUGCAUUUGACCAAGCCAGUUUAAUGUGGUUUUGUAUAUUAUAGAGCUUUGCCUCCUCUUUGCUUCAUUCCAUUUGCAUUGCAUUCCUCCUGUUAAUUACUGGAAUUAGCGUUAUAACCUGCUCACGUGUAACUUGAGAAAAAAAGAUUAUCUGGUGUGAAAUAAGAUCAGGUGUCAUGACACUUACAAAAUCAUAAAUAUAGACAGUAAUUUUUUUUUAAUAGUCUACUUUCUGAUUUCAGUAUUGAAAUAUAGAACUAUUCAUGGCUUUGAAAAAUGGUGAGUUGUGCACAUGCUUGCUUGGAACAUCUUUUAUCUUUUUUAACUUAGAUAUGUGAGGGCAGUAAAUGAGUGUCCAGCCCGUUAUCUUGGAAGCUUGGCAGAAAUGAUUGUUGCUGAUUUACAUGUUUCUUAUGAGUCCCAUUAUACAGUUCAUAUCAUUUCUCUUGUCAAAUGUAUGAAGGCCAAUAAUCAAAAUUGUAUCGACCACAAAUUUGUCAUAACCUUUGUAUUGAUCUCUACCUCUGUCUUCCAUGACAUCUGUUAUCUCCCCUUGUCUUUACACUCUGAGAACAUUACUUAUGUUUUCAUUUACAUAACAGGGACAUUCAGAUGUUAUCACUUUCCAUAUCUUCAAGCAAAACAAAAUUUUUUUCCCGUUGAAAGCAGCUAGACAGAGGUGAUGUAAUUGCCACAUUUAUUGUAAGGUGUAUUCAAGAUGUGUACAGUGUAUGCCAUACAUUGAUUAAACCAGUGCUGUUCA